This is a messenger RNA of Mus pahari (shrew mouse), 738 nucleotides long. RefSeq names its product putative serine protease 47. Gene Ontology annotation, biological process: proteolysis. The record is from RefSeq and is a predicted model, not a curated record. Gene Ontology annotation, molecular function: serine-type endopeptidase activity. The transcript is spliced from 4 exons. Bases 1 to 738 code for a protein of 245 amino acids. Lineage: Eukaryota; Metazoa; Chordata; Mammalia; Rodentia; Muridae.
AUGCCCUGUGGGCCUGGCCUCCUAUUCUGGCCCCUGCUGUUACUGCCUCCCAUAAAGCCUAGCAUCCCCAACGCUUCAAAGGUUUCUGGGAUAGCACCGGGAAGACCACAGCCACAGCAAGGCUGGGAACCGUUGGCCAGCAGGAACCAGUAUCCUGUGAACAGACCAGUGGAAGAAGAACCUCCUUGUGGUAUUAUUUUGCCCCUCAGGGAUUGUGUCUCUAAUAGAUUGCAUGGGGUUGUCUCCACAGUAUGUGGGAAGCCAAAGAUGGUUGGUAAAGUGUUCGGUGGCCAGGACACAUUGGCUGGCCAGUGGCCAUGGCAGGCCAGCCUGCUGUACCGAGGCGUGCAUCUCUGUGGAGCUGUCCUCAUUGACUCCCACUGGCUGGUUUCCACAGCCCACUGUUUUCGAAACAAAUCCCAGGCCCCAGAGGACUAUGAGGUACUAUUGGGGAAUAAUCAGCUGUACCAGGAAACGAAGCACACUCAGAAGAUUUCUGUGAACCAUAUUGUCAGUCAUCCAGACUUUGAGAAGUUUCAUUCUUUUGGGAGUGACAUUGCAAUGCUGCAGCUGCAUCUACCUGUAAACUUCACAUCCUAUGUUGUACCUGCCUGCCUCCCAUCCAAAGACACACAGCUCUCCAACCACACAUCCUGUUGGAUAACUGGUUGGGGAAUGCUUUCUGAAGACAGUAAGAGAAAGAGAAGUUAUUUUAUGACCAAUAAUGUCACAGGUUGA